Lampris incognitus (smalleye Pacific opah) is the source of this 2648-nucleotide messenger RNA. Its product is annotated as protein phosphatase 1 regulatory subunit 1A-like. Gene Ontology annotation, molecular function: protein phosphatase inhibitor activity. The transcript has 7 exons. Gene Ontology annotation, biological process: intracellular signal transduction. The coding region runs from base 388 to 1032 and encodes 214 amino acids. Lineage: Eukaryota; Metazoa; Chordata; Actinopteri; Lampriformes; Lampridae. The record is from RefSeq and is a predicted model, not a curated record. Gene Ontology annotation, cellular component: cytoplasm.
GAAGCGGCUGACAGACAGAGGGGGAGAGACUGGAUUUUGAAUACGGAGAUUGUUAAUGUAGUAGAUGCUGAUGAUAUUCAAACAUAGAAAGCGUCAGCAGAGGAUAGUCAAAGGAAAUAUAGUUAAUAUAAAGCAAUAUUAAAGAAAAGGGAAAAGAAGAGAACACAGACAGAUACAAACUAAUACAUUUUUUUUCUAAGUGGGAUUACCAGAAUUUUCCCUUUUUUCCCAGGCUUCAGACACCUCACUGAGCCCAGUAUCCUCUCUUCCUUCUUUUCCCAACGGAUUCCUCUCCCCAGUGCUCUACUCUCCUCCGGACCCUCCUCCUCACCUUCUCUUGUCCUCUACUUCUCUCGCUUUCUCCGGCUGUUGAGGGACAGUGCCACCAUGGAAACAGGGAGCCCGAGGAAGAUUCAGUUUACCGUCCCCCUCCUGGACACCCACCUGGACCCUGAGGCAGCUGAACAGAUCAGAAGACGGAGACCCACACCUGCCACUUUGGUAGCAUCUAGCGAUCAAUCGUCACCUGAAAUAGACGAAGACCGUCUCCCAAACCAACUGUACAAGGCAGCAUUGUUGAACUCCCCCAGACAGCGGAGGAAAGGACAGAAGGGCACACCAACAAUGAAAGAGUUGCAGUUCCUGGUGGAGCACCACCUGUACAGGCAGCAGCAGGGGGCGGCAGGGGACGAGUGCUCCUCAGAGAGCUGCCUGUCAGACCGGCCAAGCCCUGACUCGGUUCCUGCAGGGGAGGAGCUCCCACAUGAUGAUGAGGUGACUGCUGAGGCCUUUGAGAAGCUUCGCUCCCAAAUGGAAGCAGAGUUCUCUUGGGAGAGUCAACUUGAAGCUGCGAGUGGAAGCGAAUGCCCCGUCUCCAAAGAGGAAGUGGGAUGCUCCGGUGUCUCCAUGGCAGCGGAAUCCACCUCAUUGCAGCUAAACAACAUGCCAAUGGACACAAAAGCAGCAACAUCCAGCAUGGCUCAGUUGGCAGAGGAGAAGACGAAGGAAUCCAGUUUGGAUACGCAGAAAUAGACCCAGCCUUCAGUGCAACAUAAUGCUGCUUAGAUCUGAGCCAGCGCUGCUCGGUGACUGAAGAUUGUGUCCACAGUUUUAGAUACAGGACCAUCAGGGUAUCUUUAUUUCUCUAUGGUCAGGCCUUAGCUACCACCUCAACAACAAUGGGAAAAAAAAAGGUUUGUAACACUUAUUUUGCCUCAGACUCUUUAGCGAAGUUAUGACGGUUUCAUUAUUGUUAAUGUGUUUUCUAUAGCUGUCCCUGCACUAAAACCUUAACUAAGUAUGAGGCAUAGUCUAACAGGCUGUUUGGUAGAUUGGGUGGAAAAAUGAGAGAAUAUUUCUUAUAUCACAAUUGUACACAAUCAUAAUGCUAAAGAAAAAUGACACACAUGCCUAAUGUCCCCUUUGAUGUCCAAAGACAAGACAUGCUCUUAUCUGCUAUCCUUAUAGAUUUUUUUUUUGUUAUUGUUAAAUAUGUGCCAUGACUUUUGCAUUAUUGUUCCAUAUCACAAAGCAAUAACAUGACUCACUUCAUAUAUCACCAUAAUUGGAUGUGUUGCUUAUCAAAUUUAUUUAUUCAUAUUCAAUUUCAGUACACAACAAUCUAAUUUUGCUCUAACCAUUUGAACUAGACUACUCGCUUGUUUGAAAGUUGAAUUAAAUCCGUUGUGUUUCUCCAAAAAUAAACUCAAGAGGACAUUAUUGGGAUUGUAUUACGAAUCAGUUAAUUUUACUCUUAUCACUGAGGGUGAUGUGGCAUGGAACUUUACAGUAGUUCGGCAAGUAGGUUUGUCUAUCUAUUUAAACCUACAUUUUCAGCGUAAUGUAGGUUUAAAUAGAUAGACUGAUGAAAUUUGGUUAAACUUGUAAAACUCUAAUAAACUAGUAGGAGCCACUGAAUGUUUUCAUUAAUCAAGGAAGAUAAACAACCCUGGGCCAUCUUGCAGUUUCACACCCAAAAUGCUUUUGGAAAACUCAGUCCAUAUCAUUGUAACACCUCUCCUACAGUACAAUAUCUCCCGUCUCGCCAGUCAUCACUGUACUUUGGAUGAAAACGGAACUAAAAAAUACUCAGUAAAACACUUAAAAUAACAGACACAAAUAAUUAUCUUUUAAUUCUGCUUUAGUUGGUAUCAAGAGCAGUCAUCAUUGUGAACUUCAUAAGCUGUCAACACAUUUUAUCUCCACUAAUUAACUAUUAUUGAAAUGGCAUUUGUAAGUAGAUUAAAGAAUGUGACAAUCAUUUCGAAACCUUCACAAUUAUAUUUCAGAGCAUUUUUAAAGAAAUAAAUAAAUGUAAGCCUCACUAAAACAAAACUUGAGCCACCUUAGGGUUGAUGUCACUUUACAAGUCUUGUACCUUACAGGAACACUAUGAGCAGUCUAAUUCCUUGUUGCCAACAAAGACCACUAUGUCCACUAUCAGCAAAAGAGAGUAAAACAUUCCUAUGUGACUUUUUUAUUUCUUUUUAUUUCUUUUGCAGUGUAUUUAAGUCCUAUAUAAAGUUUUUCCUGUUUUGAAUAGUGUACAUGAAUUAGACCUGGGGAUUUUUGUUCCAAGUUUAUUUGAAAUGAUUAUUGAUUACAUCUGUAAUCUAAAGUUGUUUGAUACAAUAAAACGUUUAAAUUGG